This is a messenger RNA of Vitrella brassicaformis, 3674 nucleotides long. Lineage: Eukaryota; Vitrellaceae. The record is from the annotation of a GenBank genome assembly.
CACACUUCCAGCCUCCACGGGGCACAUACAUAGCCUAUCUGUCUAUCUAUCCCCCUAGAGCCCUCAUGCCGUUGAGCAGCACCAGUAUCAGCGACAGCCCAUCCGUCAGCGCCGCCACCCACAGAGGCACCACCAUCUCGCCACCUCCCGUCGCCAGCGCCCCCAACGCCUUCCACUCAGACCCGCCGUGCACUGCCACUAACCGGUCCACCAUGAGCACCAAAGCGACCAGCAGCACGCCCACCUUGAGCCCCACGGCAAUGGCCAAAUUCUGCCACACGAUCCGGCGGCACUUGCGCGAGAGGGACACGAGCGCCGGUAGGUCGUCGAGCGACCCGUGCAGCACCACACUGGCCGACUCCACAGCCAAGUGCUGCACCAGCCCUACCCCGCCACCGCCACCAUGGAACGCCACGGCGAUGCCGCAGUCGGCAGAUGCGAGGGCGGGAGCGUCGUUGAUGCCGUCGCCCAACAUCCCCACUGCUUGACCGUACACGCCGUCCCACAUACGCUUGCAGUCGCAGAGCUGCAGCAGGGCCUCGUUGGGCGACAGAAAGGGGGGGCCCUCGCCUCCCCCCAGCGACGCCGGCUCACACCCACACGCGUCGGGGCAGGUGCAUGCGUCGCACGGCCACAUGGACGAGUCGGGGGUGUUGAAAUCCGAGAGCGUCCGUGACUGCGCCUUGCCGAUCUUGUUGACGCCGUGGCCCAGGACCCUUUUGAAAUUCCACGAGUCGCUGGGGUGUGAGGGGAUGGAGAGCGACGGCUGCUGCUCCUCGCUGCAGCAACGGGAGGCACAUGCAGCCUUCUUGACAGGGGGGGGCUGCUGGGGCUGGGGCUGCGGCUGCACCUUGGUGGGCGACGUCAGCUUGCCCUCCCUCUCUGUCGCACGAGUCAGCCCACACCCAGUGGUGGCCGUCGAGCAGCAGGCCGCGCUCGAUGCUGCUGCUGCUGCUGGCGGCUGCUGCUCAACAGUGAUCAAGGGGGGAGACACGAUGGGGCCGGCGGUGAUCACCUGGGGCAGGUGGUCGUGGUCCAGCAGGCGCUGCUGCUCGCUCCGUGGUGGUGAGGGCCUGCUGGUGGUGCGGCUAAUGGUCAGCGAGUCCCAUGACGGCUUGUUCUUGGUUGCGAUGGUCCGAUUGCCGCCUCGGGCACGGUGGGCGGCGAUCGACCGGAGCUGCUGGAUGUAGUGCAUCUUGUCGGGCGGCUUGAGGCCGCCGAUGGCCUUGGUGAGGGGCAGGGCAGAGGCCACAGCGGCUGCUGACUGAGGCGUGUCGCCCGUGAGUAGCACACACUUGACGCUCAACGACCGCAGCUGGCUGAUGGCGCAAAACGCCGCCUGACGAAGGGGGUCCUCCACCAACGCCAGCGCCUCAACUGAGAGAGGUGAGCACAGCAAUACAGACAGACACACACCGAUGGAUGGAUGGUAGGGUAGAUCGGGUCGCGGCUUCACUCACCUUGUUGUCCCACGGCGAUGUAGACGACGCUGGUGAUGCUGACGCCGUGUCUGCCAGGAAGCGAUGCCGGGCUGAGCCCAUCGAUGGCCCCAUGCUGCCCAGCGGUGGGCCCGCCCAUCCAUUGCUGCACCAGGGUGCUUGCCUCGUGGCUCACGGUGAUGUCCUGGUGGCGCAUGAAGGCCAGUGAGCCGAUGGUGACCAUCUCGCCCUCGACCAUCCCCUUGACGCCCAUGCCCUUGACGAAGGUAAACUCUGUCACCUCGGGCACCGGCGGCGUCACUUCGUCCUGCCUUUGCUCGUGGAAUUCGGUUGCGCAGCCCGUCCACAGAUUGAUGAGCAGAGCACUCAUGGGGUGGUUGGCCUUGGUCUCGACCGCUGCCGCCAGACGCAGAACGUGCUCCCUGUCGGCCUUGUUGCGGUACCACUCCGACACGAUCGUGUAGUGGCCCUCUGUCAAGGUGCCUGCAAAGGUUUGGUGGCCACACAUACACAAGAAAGACACAAACAAACAACUCUCUCUCUCCGUCCAUCCAUCCAUCCAUCUGUUGGUCUGUCGCCUCUCUCUAGUACCUAACCUACCGGUCUUGUCAACGGCGAGGAGUCCCAGUUGGCUGAGCGCCUCGAGCGCCUCGCUGCCCUUGACCAGAGCGCCAUGCAGCCUCGCAGCGCUCACCAUCCCACAGAGAUACGACACAGACGGCGCCACCACGAUCGAGCAGGGACACGCAACCAGCAGCACAAACAUGCCCUUUUGCGCCGCCUGCAGCAGCCCCCCGUGGCUGACCCAGUGGGCCCAUCUGCCGGCCUCGGCAUACUCGGUGAGGGCCACCACAAUGGGGACCAUGCAGCACGCCACAGCGAGGGCGAUAAUCGUGGGCGUGUAGAUCUGUGCGAAUCGGUCCACGGCUUGGCCCACUGCUGUGGUCGUGUUGGCCUGCGCCUGCUGCACCACGCUCGACAUGCGGGCGGCGACCGAGUCGUUGGCCGAGGCCGUCACGCGAACGUCAAGGUAGCCAGUCUGGAGCAGUGUCCCGCUGUAGACCUGUGUGGCGGGAUGCACGUGGGGCUCACAACAAGGGCAGCCCUCUGUCUUGGCUUUGUAAGUCGGUAGCGACUCCCCGGUCAGCGAGCUCUCGUCGACGAACCCCUCCCCGCCCACCACUGUCCCAUCGAUGGGAACCACCUCCCCCUCUCGCACGCGAAUCACCAUGCCCUCCAUCAGGUCGUCGACAUCCAUCGGCACCAGCGCGCCGGACGUGUCGAGUGUGGGCUUCAGGAAGGCCACGUGUGGCGUGUCGAGAAGGAGCCGCGCGAGGCUGCACUGGAUCUUGCUCAGGCACAGGUCGUUGAGCAGCGACGAGAGAUGGUACAGGAAAGCGAUGGUCGCGGCAUCGACCCAGUGGCAAGAGAGGGAGGCGCCGAGCACGCCGAUGGUCAUCAGGACCGACGCGUCGCAUCUGCAGGCCGAGAGGGCCCGCAAGGCCGACCGGAGGAGGGAGAAGCCCGUAAUGAGGAUGGUCGCAGCACAGCCCAGCACGUAGAAGACGCUGCGGCUGUCGUCGAAGCCCUGCAGGUCCCGCACAGACGUCACGGCCAGCAGCACCACAUAGGGGAGGGUCUGCAGCAGCGGCACCCAGGCCGACCUGGCCCACUUGAGCAGCGACCACUCCUUGUCGCUGUCAGCUCCAGCCUUGCCCUUGCCGUGAGUGAGGAUGGAGGCGCCCAGGUGGGCCGCGUUGAGGAUGGAGGCGAUGCGCGCGGCGGGGAGGGCGGACGAGUGCUUGACGACGGCGAUGUGUGUGAUGGGAUUGGUCUCCACCUCGUGAAUCAACCCACGCACCUCGGCAUCCUCACUCUCCUUCAACAGACUGCACACACGCAUGGCAUGCCACAUAGAUCAGGCACGCGCAAGCAAUGGUCAGGCAGUGUGUGCAGGGUCUCUGCCGCUCGUUUCUCCUGAACACUCACCUGCGGAUGAGUCUCACUUCGCUCGUGCAGCAGAGGUUCUGCACGCGGAACACCGUCACGAAGUGCCGCGGGCUUGGAGGCUCGACGGGGAUGGCAACCUCCUCCACCCUGGGAGGCUCAACGGUGAUGCCAACCUCCUCCACAGGGAUGGCAAUCUCCUCCAUCGCCCCGUCUGUUAGAGAUCCAGCAUACACGCCUCUCGAGGGGACACAAGAGCCGCUGUGCUACGACUUUUUCCACUUCAAA